UUGUCUUCGCGACGUCCGCGAGUGAGCACCGCGCGCCAGCUGACGUCACACCACGCGCCCUCCCCCACAGAGACGAUGACGUGCAGCACGAGGAUCCGCCCCCGCGUGGCGGCGCUGCUGCAGCUGCUGCUGGUGGCCGCCCCUGGAUACGGACCGGCCGCCGAGGCCCAGCUGUACCCCGGCCAGUACCAGUACCAGGACGAGUACCAGGGGCCGGGCUACUACCCGCCGGGCUACCAGGAGCGCGAGCCGCCGUACGAGGUGGUGCCGCCGCCGGCGCCGCCCGCAGCGCCCAACGGCACGGCCGGCGUCGAGGUGGUGUACGCGGGGGUGGAGAACCGGAUGCCGGCGCUGGGCCGGCAGGAGCUGCCGCUGCUGCUGGACGCCAUCGACGUGGAGUCGUCCCAACAGUGCACCCGGCACGUCACCGCACAGUGGCGCUACGAGACAGACGUCAACCCCGCCACGCAGGCCGCCGCGCUGCAGUCGCAGGAGGAGUACGCUCGCUUCCAGAGGGCGCUGUGGCAGAUCGUGCGCCAGGUGCGGCCCGAGCAGGUGCAGGGGAACCCCCGGCUGGCGCGCACGGUGCGCCUCCUGUCCGUGAUGGGGCCGUCCGCCCUGCCCCCGGAGCUCCUCGACAGGUACAACCGAAUUAUCAGGGAGAUGUUGGCAGUGUAUGAAACAGCGACCAUUUGUGCGUACAAAGACGCAUUCCUCUGCAGUCUUCGCCUGGACCCAGAUCUGACCCUGAUCAUGGCACGCAGCAGGGACUGGGAUGAACUGCAGUACGUCUGGAAGGAGUACCACGACAAGACUGGCAUGAAAGUGCGUGACCUGUUCGAGCAGCUGGUGGAUGUCAGCAAUGAAGCGGCCAGGGUCAACAAUUUCACUGACACUGCAGAGUACUGGAUGUUCCCAUACGAGUCUCCCACUUUCAGAACAGACGUAGACUAUGUGUGGUCACAGAUUCAACCGCUGUAUGCCCAGCUGCACGCGUAUGUCCGCAGGAAACUACGUGAUCUAUACGGCCCAGACAAAAUCAAUCGGCGGGCUCCUCUUCCGUCUCACAUUCUUGGGAACAUGUGGGCGCAAUCGUGGUCUAACAUUUUAGAUGUCACCAUUCCAUAUCCUGGGAAAAAUUUCCUCAAUGUGGGUCCAGAACUGCUUGCACAGGGAUACACGCCCCUCACCAUGUUCCGCCUCGCCGACGACUUCUACCGCAGUCUGAACCUGUCGGCCGUGCCGCCGGAGUUCUGGGAGAGGUCCCUACUGGAGCAGCCUCUGGACAGGCCGGUCAUCUGCCAGCCCUCUGCCUGGGACUUCUGCAACAGGAGGGACUACAGGAUCAAGAUGUGCACCCAGGUGACCAUGACAGACCUGGUAACAGCACACCAUGAGAUGGGGCACAUCCAGUACUUCCUGCAGUACCGCAACCAGCCCAAGGUGUUCCGCGAUGCUGCCAACCCAGGGCUGCACGAGGCAGUGGGCGACACGAUAGCUCUGUCAGUGUCGACACCACAGCACUUGCAGACACUCGGCUUGCUGCGCAACUCGGUCGACGACCUGCCACACAACAUCAACUACCUGUUCGCGCAGGCACUCGAUAAGCUCGCCUUCCUGCCGUACGCACUCGUGCUCGACCUGUGGCGCUGGGACAUCUUCGAGGGCCGCACGCCCAAGACGCGCUACAAUUGUGACUAUUGGAGGCUCAGGGAGAACUACAGUGGAGUGAAGCCGCCCGUGCUGAGGUCGGAGAUCGACUUUGACCCCGGGUCCAAGUACCAUGUGGUGGCCAACAUCCCCUACAUAAAGUGA
Messenger RNA from Schistocerca nitens (vagrant locust), 1815 nucleotides. Its product is annotated as angiotensin-converting enzyme-like. The transcript is spliced from 12 exons. The coding region runs from base 76 to 1815 and encodes 579 amino acids. Gene Ontology annotation, molecular function: peptidyl-dipeptidase activity; metallopeptidase activity. The record is from RefSeq and is a predicted model, not a curated record. Gene Ontology annotation, biological process: proteolysis. NCBI's taxonomy places the organism in Eukaryota, Metazoa, Arthropoda, Insecta, Orthoptera, Acrididae. Gene Ontology annotation, cellular component: plasma membrane.